AUGCCUCAUUCAUCCAUAUUGCAUAAGGUUAUUGUAGCCGAAACCAUAUGGCUUAUUUCCGAUUAUGCUACUGUAGCCGCAUUCACGCUCUGGGCUCUUGAUUACCUUCAAACAUUCGCGACCGAGAUCGUUGUUCUUUGGGCAGGAAACAUACGAUCAGCAACUUCAAUUCUGUUCAUUAUCAAUAGGUAUGGUUUUUUGGCAUCCCAGAUGAUCCAAUUAUACGUCGGCACUCCAGGGACUGCAAGCGAUAGUUCUUGCCGUAUUGCCCUCGAGAUUUCGGAUGCAUUGACGAUUCUGACCGUGGCUAGCACCAGCUCGUUGCUUGCUUUGCGCGUAUACAGCAUAUAUUCCCGGAGUCGUUAUGUAUUGGCCUUGACUGCUGCUUUGAUUCUGACGAGAUCGGCACUUGACAUUUAUCUCGCUGCCAUCGAGAUUCCAUUCUCCACCAAAGGGUCAAUCCUCACAGGAAUAUCUCGAUGCGGCUUUGUAUAUCCUACUGCCGCUGUAAACGGUGGUUUGUUCGUAGUCGCCGCUGCGAAUGGCUCCCUUCUUAUUGCUGGUGUAGUUGACUUAAAUUUCGCCGGUUCACCAUCUAUCACCAUAUUGUCCCCAUUCUUUUCUGUUGUACCGAAUAUUUUGGUCCACCGUUUAUUCCUUAACCUGCGAAGCUUUCGAAAUCCAGGCUAUGGGCUGUCAUCAUCCGACACUCCACUUCCCGUGCCUUCAUUCGCUCAGAAUCGCCCAAACCGCUUCCUUGGUAACAUCGGCGAACCCAUCGACUAUGAUCAAUGGAAUGACGAUUUUGAAGACGCAGAGCUCGAUGGCGGGGCUGUCCGGAAUGACACAAAUAUCAGUAGAGUACGCGAUCCUCUGACAACUCUUGUCCCAGUCGUCUACGAGGGAGCGGGCACGGAGCCCAUCGAAAUGAUGGCUAUGCAACGAGAGCCUAUUACUAUUGCCAACCCAUCUUGUGCGUUGGAGGUGGCUUGA
Stereum hirsutum FP-91666 SS1 is the source of this 993-nucleotide messenger RNA. RefSeq lists its product as uncharacterized. Bases 1 to 993 code for a protein of 330 amino acids. The record is from RefSeq and is a predicted model, not a curated record. The transcript is spliced from 11 exons. NCBI's taxonomy places the organism in Eukaryota, Fungi, Basidiomycota, Agaricomycetes, Russulales, Stereaceae.